Messenger RNA from Rotaria sordida, 737 nucleotides. Lineage: Eukaryota; Metazoa; Rotifera; Eurotatoria; Philodinida; Philodinidae. The record is from the annotation of a GenBank genome assembly.
GUUUCGAAUUUUCUUAAAGAUCAAAUUCAACAGAACCAACUAAAUUAGUUCAUAUAUGUAGUCAAUGUACACGUACAUUUAAAGAUAUAAAUAAUUUUCGUGAACAUUUAUUUCAAGAACAUGGUGAACUCGGUGUUAAUGUUCGACAAUGUCAUCUUUGUUCAUAUGCAACUUUACUAAAAUCAAAAUAUGAUUGUCACAUAAGAUGCCAUUUAAAUAAUCGUGUUCUUCGAUGUCAAAAAUGCAAUUAUUCAACAAUUAAUAUCAGACAUAUGUCGAAACAUGAACGUCAACAUAGUAUAUCUCAUGUGGUUAACACGACAAUAUCAGAAGCAAAACGUGCACGUGUUCUUAAUAUGAAUACUAAUUAUUCAACCCAUAUAAAUAAAAAUGAAAAGAUCAAAGUAAAUAAUGAUAAAACUAGCUUUUCAACAUGCUUUCUCACUGAGAAAAUUUUAAUUCCUGAUGAAAAAAAAUCUCUUGAUGAUUCACAAAAUUCACGUUCAAAUAGUAAUUGUUCAACAGAUGAUUCAAAUCAUAUACCAUGUUCACAUCAAAAUAGUCUUAUUUCAUUACGUACAAAUGUUUGGACAUUACUUCGAAUGUUACUUCCUCAAUUAUCACUGUAUCAUCCAUCAACAUUAGUAAUUGAUUAUGAAUCAGAUCAUUCUAUUGAUCGACUUGUAGCUAAUCUAAUACAAAUACCAUCAUUUUAUAAACCAUAUCCAUCUAUAUAA